Chiloscyllium plagiosum (whitespotted bambooshark) is the source of this 5054-nucleotide messenger RNA. RefSeq names its product CDC42 small effector protein 1-B-like. NCBI's taxonomy places the organism in Eukaryota, Metazoa, Chordata, Chondrichthyes, Orectolobiformes, Hemiscylliidae. The record is from RefSeq and is a predicted model, not a curated record. Gene Ontology annotation, cellular component: plasma membrane. Gene Ontology annotation, molecular function: small GTPase binding. Gene Ontology annotation, biological process: regulation of Rho protein signal transduction.
GUCCUGUGAGUGUGCUUUCAAUAAACCAGAACCCUCCCCCUGUCUGGCCAUGAGAAACUGAGAGGUCUGUUCCUCUUUUAGAAAAAAAAGUGAGCCGAGUGACUCAGUAAGCGAAUGAAAGUUAUCAGCCCCACCUUACAGAAACAGCCAAACCAACAAGGAAGCAAAUUGCGGACUAGUUAACUUUAUUUCUUUACCCCCCCCCAAAAAAAAAACACACACGAGGACUGUCGAUAAAAGUUCAGAUGUUUUUCUCUUUUUUAAAAAAACAGUGGAACUUGUACUUUUGAAAACUCGACUUCCUGAUUGACUUAGAGAAAGAGAGAGAGAGAGAGCCUGACAAAAGGAUCGGGCUCAACCAGAACAGGACUUUGAAAGACCGCAGGGAGCCAAGCGAGCUGAACUUGACCUACGGCAGAUAUCCCUUACCCGCCAGCCGUGAUUUGUAAAUGCAGGCUGACUGCCCCAUGUAGUCUGUCGACUCCCCCCGCCGGAUUGAGGCACGUGUGUCGGGGCAGGGUUAAGGGGACCAUCCUACACCUAAGUGAACUCGUCCAGGAGGCAUUGGCAUAAACCAGAGGGAAUGAGCGAUUUCUGGUUGUGUUUUGGCUGCUCGGAGGUUGAGAAGACCCAGCCGAAAAAGCGGAAACGUAUCGACAGGAGCAUGAUCGGGGAACCCAUGAACUUCGUGCACUUAACGCACGUCGGGUCAGGAGACAUGGCGAGCCAAGGCUUCUCGAUGCCAGGGUCAGUACAAGAGCGGAUGAAAUCCAAAAGUGGUAUGGUUGCCAAUUCUACUACGGAUUCAAGACAGAAUGUAGCAAAGAGCCAGUUUUCUUCACAGUGAGCACCUCCUUCAGCAAGUGAUGGGCAGGCAACAAAACCACACUUGAACACCCUUGAUUACCAAAAAUAAGGGUCUGCUCUUUACAAAAAAGCCACUUUGCAUGGUUUGGACUCAUAUUUUUAUAUAUAUAUAGACACUCUCUCUCUCUCUCAUAUACUCUCUCUCACACACACACACACACACACACACACACGCACACACAUAUAUAUACACACACACACACACAGACACGUGGAUCUCCUCUGAUUCAUCCUUUUACGGUUUGUGUCCCGCUCAAGAACUCUGUGUGAACAAUUCCUCAUGUGCGUUCCUCCUAAAAGGACACAAGCUCGCUUCAGAUAUUCCUGAGGGGGAAGAACACCGGGCUGUUGUGCCUCUCCGAAAUCUCCGCCGAAGAGUUCUUUAAAUCUGCUGUUUUGCUCAGUUCAGCUUAGUCUUCACGACCCCUUGGUUUGCAGCGCAAGUUAUUGCUUUGUGUGUGUGUGUAUGUGUGUGUGUGUGUGUGGUUUGUGCAGAGUGCAGGGGACAAUUUCUUAUGUUUAAUCUUUUGCCUGUCUGUGUGGAAAAAUUCCACCUAACAUUAUCGAUUUGAAUAAGGAAUAUGGUGAGAUGGGGGCAGGUACUUGAAGCUGGAGGUGAUCGGACUUCAGCUUGUAGGAAUAAUCUUCACUUGCUUCUGUUUGGAUUGUAAUCCUGGUUUGAAAGAAACAAAACCUCUGCCUGUCUUGAGAAAUGCAAGCCCCCAUGACACAAAGUUGACUCCAGGUGUGAGGCGACAUCUCUGCAGGCGAGCUGAUCUCGAGUCUGUAGGGCUGGUAGUAAGUUUCUAAUGGAGCUCAAUCAUUUCCUCUUCAUAUUUUUUUUCUGGGAUUUUUUGUGAUCCGAGAGAGGGUUUCUUUUGCUCUGCUUUUGUCUGCACCCGGCUCAGAAGCUGACAUGGCAGUGCAGAUCUUGAAGAGAAGUAAAGUGACACCAUUUUCUGGUUUUUCUGUGUAUCGCAGUGUUGGCUGGAAACGUGGUCCCAAAGAUUUGGUUUGUUCUGCAUCCUGGAGCAUUAAUGGAGGAUAGGCUCCCUUGUAGUUCAAGAGGGUAAACCGCACUGCCACGGGGAAGACAGAACCACACAGUCCAGGUUAUCCCCAGCCCAAUUGUUAGACUCAGGAUGGUUAAACCCAAAGGCCCAACUGUAACGCACACUGAAUCAGGCAGGGCGCAAAGCACCCUUCUUCUGAUUGCUCUCCGAGAGGCAGAAGUUAUGGGCUGGCUUUGAAGUUGCUGCCUGACUGCUGCUGUCGUCGAAAGCACUGUUGUGACCUCUUGAGUUGUGCGAGGAGAAAUGGCCUCAGCGAUAAGGAGCAACCACACAUGAGAUUACCAUUGUGGCAAAAUGGAGAGAAUUAGAUUUUCUUUAUCAUGUGGCCAGUUCCCCUUUCCAACCCCAUGCAAGCUCACGACUUGUCUAGUUGUGAUAUCAGAGCCCGGAGACCACAGGCAGUUUCCAAAUGGUCGUGCUAAUUCCCCCACAGCCCUCGAUGGCAUGCUGAGUCUUAUCGUUUUCAAGAAAGAAAGACAUGGGGGAGUAGGGGGAAGAGGCAGGGGAAAUCCUCUGAUCCAUGAAUGUAGUCCCAACUGUCAGUCCUUCCAUUGGAACCUGUUGCUCCAGGGAUGGUAAAUAUUAUUUUAGCCGGGAGGGUGGGUCGCUGGUGGUGUUUUUAAGAAGUAAUAUUUUUCAGCGAAUAUCAUGAUCUCGAAUAAACCUUUGAAAUGCUUGCGUUUGGUUUUUCUUUUUGAGAUCUGGUUUCUUGUUCUGUGGAGAGGGUGGUCGAGAUGUUCUAUGAGUUCAAAUGGGAGGGUCUGGGAAAGGGGAGGGCGACUGCAUUGAAUGAGGUUAGUGCAGUAACGAGCCAUUCAGGCCGGCAGGUCUGUGAUGGUGUACAUGCUCCACAUGUGUCUCCUCCAACCCUUUCUGUCACAAGCAGUUUUGUGUUUGUGAGGCUGAACUGGCCAACUGCAGAUUUAAAACUGUGGCUCUUGAGACAAAAAUCUUCUGUACUAACUUGAUGCGUGUGUUUUGCAAUGCCACCUUUGAAUCAGAUUGUUAGAUCCUCUGUACGCUGUUGCCACUGGAUGGAUACUACCCCAGAUUUCAACUCCUGGCAGGUGAGAAUUCCAGUGUGGGGCAGUGAAACCUGUUAAUAAGGUGAUAAGAUUUGCAGUAAAACUGAUUUUGUUUUUCCUGUUUUAAUCCUGAAACUUCGAUUGUUUUUUGAAAAACCGAGUAUUUUAACAUCCCGUGGGAAAUGAAUCAGAACUUUAUUUUAAAUUUGCUAGACAGACACAGGAGUUCUGAUGAUCCAACUGUGUGUGUGUGUGUGUGUGUGUGUGUGUGUGUGUGUGUGUGUGACUGACCACCUCUGUUCCGGACCAGCACAAACCAUUUUGAGAACUCGCUAUUUACUAUGUGAGGGAAUAAAGGCCAAAUCUCUAAUGAGACUUCUCCAAAUCCCGGGUUAGAUUCAGACCGAGGGAGGUCAUUCAAAGCAUCUCGCUUCUCCUUUCCAGACAGUCCCAUCAUCACAGCAUGCAGCUGUUUCUUAAAUUAUUCUAGGAUAUUCACUUGCAAAUGUGGGAAUUCACACUGUGUGCAUUGAAAACAGAGAGUUGAAUUGACAAUGUCGCACAGUCGUAACCUCCGCUGCCCGGAAAUCUUUUUUUUUUGUCUUCAGCAAUGGAUGAGAACUCCAAAAAAUGUUCAGAGAUGUAUUAACGCAACCCCAGCCUCCAGCAAAUUUGAUGCCAAUCUGUGCUAUUAGUCCAGAAUUCUUUUUGCCAAUGGUGGGAGUAGAAUUUCCGUAUGUUACUUAACAAAAUGCAAACUAUAAUAAAAACUGAAAGUGCUUGAGAAACUCAGUAGGUCUGGCAGCAUCCGUGGAGAGAGAAAGAGUUUACAUUGAGUCAUGUUUGACUCUUCUAUGGAAAACUGUUCCCAUUUCUCCAGCUCUUUCUACUUUUAUUUCAGAGCUUGAUUACUUGAUUAAAAUGCCAAAUAACUUUGACCUAAAGCUUCCUCAUUCCAGGGCAGGACAGCCACAGAGUUAAAUGCCAAUUCUCCUAAAAUGUACCAUUUGAUUUUUUUUUUUCUUCUCCGAUGCACUAUAUACAUACGUAUUUACUCCACCAAAUCCCAUCAUUGCUUGAAGCUUUUGCUCCUUAUUCAGGCUACGUUUCCAUAGGCUGCAUGACCUUCAGUGUCUAACUGAAGUGGAUACCUUUCCUGUGUGCACCUUGCAUUUGACCAAGAGAUCAAUGUGAUCUUAUGCUCAGCUGUCCUCGGGUAGAAUGUGAACUUGCGGCGGUCACUGGAUCAUUGGGACCACGUGGUUUCAAUUACAUAUUCCCUCACCAGUCACAUCGAGGACAGGAGUGGCUUCUUUGGGGCAAACUGGAGACUUGCAGAUUAAUUACGAGUGCAGGGAUGCCACAGCGGUCACCAGUGAGAGCCUCCUUGUCAUCAAGCAGUGGGACACAAAGGGUGAAAGUUACAGCCACUAAACGGUCUGACUGCGCUGUAUCCAAAUGAUGGGAAGGGGUGUCACAUUGGAGGCACUUCUAACUUCAGCACUUGACCAACAAGAGCAAUUAUUUGAAUGCGUGCAUACUGAUGACAGCUGGACUGUUUUACACAGCAAAACGCAACAAUUCCUUUUUCUUUGCAGAAUGUCCACUGACGGAUAGCUGGGCUAUUCCUGUAACUGUGUAGUAUUUGCAUUCCCUGGCCAAAUCAUCCUAAGUGAUAACCUUUUUAAAGAGAUAUAUAUAUAUUCGUUUGGUAAUGUUCGGGUUGAUUUCAAAGGUUUCUUAUGGUUUUUAGGCUGAACUGGCAAAGGGGAAGAACUUUGUAUGUUAUUGCUUAGGACAUACAGAGUGUUUUAAUCAAAUUUUGUCUGCUGCCUUUUAAGAAUUGUGUUGAUAUUAUGCUUUGGAAAGCAUGUUGGUUAAUGAUUCAUGAUGCAACAGAUUGAUUAGGCUGAUCUUGGACUUGAGCAUAUAGGAAACUUUUUAAAGCACGUGUUUGGACACUUUAAGAGCAAGUUGAUUGACAUUUGCUAGAAGCUGUAAGUGACCUGUUUGCAGUAUCAUUUUUUUUUCUGUUUAAGCCUUAUGUUCUCUUUGUCUGUUGUAAUGAAUGAGCUUUUUGAUGGAUCUA